Messenger RNA from Haliotis rufescens (red abalone), 822 nucleotides. RefSeq names its product sushi repeat-containing protein SRPX2-like. The transcript is spliced from 5 exons. Bases 1 to 822 code for a protein of 273 amino acids. The record is from RefSeq and is a predicted model, not a curated record. Lineage: Eukaryota; Metazoa; Mollusca; Gastropoda; Lepetellida; Haliotidae.
AUGGGAGAUUUCAGACGAUGUUUCGAGCUGACCUUGAUCAAUGGUUUCCCUCCUGGUACUCCUUUAGCUGAGGGGAAACACUGCAUACAAUAUAAAACCACCGACACUUGCACUCAUCUUUGGUCGAUUUGCCCCGACAAAUGUUUUACGGUUAAAGUUCACAGGUGCCCCGUAUUGAUUUAUCCAAACAACGGAAAGGUGAACUGUCUUCAGGGGAGGAAGUUCGGAGACACAUGCAAGUAUUCCUGUGACAAAGGCUAUAAUCUGGUUGGAUCAAGACAAACUACUUGCGAGAUAAACGGAUGGUCGACACCGCCUCCGACCUGUAAAGUAAAAUCUUGCAGUGCUUUGAUUCCUCCAAAGAAUGCAGGCAAAUUUGAGUGUGACAAUGAAUGGUUUUAUGGAAGUGUAUGCCAGUUGAAAUGUGACCGAGACAGAGGAUACGCUGCAACAAAAGCAAGAUACGCUAAAUGCGGUGAACAAGGCUGGUCCACAACUGAUUUCGAAUGCGCAGAUGUGGAACCCCCGGUUUUCAACAAUUGUCCAUCACAGAAGAUACACCAGACAUCGGACCCGGCUAGUAACCUCACAAAGGUGAUAUGGCCGACAAUAACGGUAUCAGACAACUCUGGUCAACAGGUGACCAUGACACCAACGUUUGCUCACACUGUGACAAGCAUCGGCGGCAGCUUCCCAGUUGGAACACAUAUAGUGCGGUUUGAUGCCAAGGAUGCAGCUGGCAACAAGGCAACGCAGUGCAUCUUCGUUGUUAAAAUUGAACGUAUGUUAAACAUGAUACAUAGAAUGUACACAAACAGUUGA